CACAAAGUCAAAUUCAAUCGUUGAAACGGAGAGCGGCUGAUUCAUGCGGCGGCUGUGGAGUCUCUCAUCACGCUUUGUAGUAAAGUCGUGUCCUUUAAGCUUCUAAUGUUUUGAACGUUUAGCGUUCGCGAGGCUUUGUCUCAUAAAAAGGGGCUUAAUUGGACUUGAGAACUUGUUGGCUCGUCUCCACGGCAUUUUUACGCGCAGCGCGGGCGUAGCGUUUUUUGCGCACCUGAGUCCGCUGCGCCGCCUGCGCGGCCGCUCCUUCGGGCGCUCGGGCCACUGAACUAUGACGGCGACGUCUCACCGCGGUGGGACCCCCGCUGGGCCGAACCGGGACCAGGGCGCAGUUUCCCACUGAGGGCUCCAGGCGUCCUCAGGAGGAGCCGAUGUCGCCGCGUGGAGGAGCGCACCAGGUUGAUGCCAGCUGGGAUCAGACGCAGCCCGGGAGUUUGGCAUGCAAAUUAAACACUAGGGAGACGGCACUCGGAGACUUUUGCGUGGGUUCCACUCGAGCUGCAUAGAGCCAUGGCCUCUCAGGUUGUGUGCGGGCUGGUCUUCAGGCUGCUGCUGCCCGUGUGUCUUGCAGCCGCUUGUCUCUUCAGGUACAAUGCCUUGUCCUUCGUCUACCUCCUCUACCUCCUGCUUAUUCCACUCUUCGCAGAGCCCACAAGCACAACCAUGCAGGGCCACACAGGACGCCUGCUGCAGUCCCUCUGCUUCACCAGUAUGUCCUUCCUGCUGCUCCACAUCAUCUAUCAGAUUACAGUCAACAGCCUCCUGGCCGGGAACUCUAUCGCCUCCGACUUCAACUGUUCCAUGUGGGAGAAAUCCAUAAGACAAAUUGGCUUUGAAAGUGUGAUCGGUGCAGAUGCGGGGAACGGCAUCCGCGUGUUCAUCCCUGACAUCGGCAUGUUCAUGGUCAGCUUGGCUAUUUGGCUGCUCUGUCGCAGUCUGGUCCAGAAGAGGCCUCCUGAGGACAUGGCGCAGUACAACGCCGACUUCGAAGCAGAGGAGCAAGAGGAAGAGGAAAAGCUGAGCCUGGAUGACAACAUCCUGCUAGAAGAGGACUCUGAAGCCGGCUACGAGGCAGAGGAGGAUGAGGAUGAUGAGGAAAUGGAAGAGGAGGAAGAGGAGGAGGAGGAGGAGGAGGAGGAAGCAAAGGAGAGCAUCAAGAUGAAGAUCCUACGCAUCGUGGCAGGAGUUGCAUCCAAAGUGAAGGAGGUCAUUGGGAAUCUGAUCACCACUGCGGGGAAGGUGGUGGUCACCAUCCUGCUGGGCAUGACAGGCAUCAUGUUUCCAUCGCUGACCUCGGCCGUCUACUUCUUCAUCUUCCUGUUUGUGUGCACCUGGUGGUCCCUCUGUCGCACCUUCAACACGCUCAUCUUUAGCUGCAUGUGCGUCCUGAUGGCCAUCUUCAGCGCCGGCCACAUCAUCAUCCUCUACCUCUACCAGUUCCAGUUCUUCCAGGAGUCCAUUCCGCCAGGCGACAGCUACAUCAGUGUAUUUGGCAUCUCCCCCAUUGUUGAGAGCAACUGCUCCUGCACAUGGAAGCUCACGGUGCAUCCGAACCGUAAGUGGUACCACUUUGUGAAUCCCAUUAUGCUGUUGAUUCUCUACUACACCCUGGCCACGCUCAUCCGCCUCUGGCUGCAGGAGCCGAUCGACCAGCUGAUGGACAACAAGGAUGAAGAUAUGUGUGAGGAGGAGGAUCUGGAUGAGGACAGAACAAAUAACUCUGCCAACAGGAAGAGGCAGCUGUGGUGGGAGUCACGCCAAGGCACGGAUGAGAAAAAUCUCCUCUCCACUCAGGAUGGCAUCAGUACGACUGAGGCUGUAUCAAACGGGACGUCCUUUGACUUUGUCACAACCGAGAAUGGACCGGUCCGUCUGGACCUGUACUCCACCCCCACAUAUAAAAUGGACCAGCCCAGCGUUGAAACAGAGAAAAAGGAUGAGAGCGUGUACGAGGUUUGUUUGCCCCCGGAGGAUUCAGAGCUGGAGGGUGGGGAGGAGAAGUCGGAGGGAGGAGAGAAGGAGAUGAAGAAAAGAGGAGUCGGUGCGAUGGUCAAAGUCUUCCACUUCAUCAUGAAACAGAGCUACAUCUGUGCACUCAUAGCCAUGAUGGCUUGGAGCAUCACGUACGUCAGCUGGCUGACGUUCGUCUUCCUCAUGUGGUCGUGCAUGCUGUGGAUGGUGAGGGACCGGAGGCGCUACGCCAUGCUGUCCUCUCCCUUCAUGGUGGCUUACGGCAACCUGCUCAUAGUGCUGCAGUACAUCUGGACCUUUGAGAACAUGUCUCCCAUCUCUGGCUUCUUCGUCAAGAAGAACAAUCCUUUCCACUCGCUCUCAUCCAAGGUCCUGUGUCUGCUGAGCUUCUGGUUGCUACUGAGGCAAACGCUCACAGAGAGACGGGACAAACAAAAGGAAGACGGCGCUGGUCUGGUGGAUGUUCAUGUGGAUGAUCAGAAGAAGGAGGAGGAAGCGGACUCUGAGGAGGGAGGAGAGCAGGACAUCAUGCACGUGCUGGGCAGCAUGGUCAUGGCUCUGCUGGUCAAAUACUGGAUCUACGUCUGUGGGGGCAUGUUCUUCUUUGUCAGCUUUGAGGGAACCAUGGUCAUGUACAAGAUCAUUUACAUGAUGAUGUUCCUCUCCUGUGUGGCCCUUUACCAGGUCCACUACGAGUGGUGGCGGAGGAUCCUGAAGUACUUCUGGAUGUCGGUGGUGAUGUACACCAUGCUGGUCCUCACUCUGGUCUACACCUACCAAUUCGAUGGCUCGAAUAACUUCUGGAACGAAACGCUGGGCAUGAAGAAUGAGGGCUUGAAGGACCUUGGUCUGGAGCGGUUCACUCUGUCCGAGCUGUUCACCAAGAUCUUCAUCCCCACCUCCUUCCUGCUGGCCUGUAUCCUCCACCUGCACUACUUCCACGACCGCUUUCUGCAGCUCACCGACCUCCAGGCCAUAGUGGCCAAAGAGGAGAGCACUAUCUACAGGUUGGUUAACCCGGAUGGCAGCCUGGCGGACCUCACCAUGCUCAGCGCCAGCUCAGUGGAUGCAGCGCUGCCCAGAGAGGAGCAGAGGCCGGAGCAGGAGGAGCCGCCCAGGGAGUGGGAGAAGGAGCAGGAGCAGCAGCAGGAGCAGGCCCUGGUGCUGGUGAUGGAUGACACCGAUAAGCCUGCUGACAAGAGCCUCUCCGACCAGCGACAGUCCAGCACAGAGGAGAGCCACCACUGCAGUGCGGAAACCGAACCAGAGCCGAGCACCGAGCAGAGCUCAGAUCUGAAGAACAAAUGGCACCUUGUGGUCGACCGUCUGACUGUCCUUUUCCUCAAGUUCCUGGAGUAUUUCCACAAACUCCAGCUGUUCAUCUGGUGGCUACUGGAGAUUCACAUUAUCAAGAUCGUGGCCUCCUACAUUGUUCUGGUCUCUCUCAAAGAGGUGUCUUUGUUCAACUACGUGUUCCUGGCGUCCUGGGCCUUUGCUCUGCCCUACAGCCACUAUCGACCCCUGGCCUCCAGCGUUUGCACUGUGUGGACAUGCGUGGUCAUUGUAUGCAAGAUGUUAUACCAGCUGAAAUCUAUAUAUCUACCAUACUACUCCAAGAACUGCUCUGUGCCAGUGAACGAAUCAAUGCUACCGGCUGAUAUGAUAAAGGCGUCCCUGCUGUAUAAGGAGCCCAUUGAUCCCGUCAACUGGGUGGGAUUGAAGAAGUCUGAUGACCUGCUGGGCUACCUCAGCAACAAUCUCUUGAUGCUGGCCAUCCUAGCAUUUGAGUCAACCAUCUACCGCCAUCAGCAAUAUUUCAGACUGCGGAACAAGCUGUCACCUCCCGCUGCUUGUAUUAUCUUCCACGAUAUAACGAGACAGCACUUGGACAUCGGCAUCAUCCACUUCGUCAAAUAUUUCAUCAAUUACUUUUUCUACAAGUUUGGACUUGAGACAUGUCUGCUGUUGGUGGUCAAUGUCAUCGGGCAGCGCAUGGACUUCUAUGCAAUGCUCCAUGCCUUUGCAUUGAUAGCUGUCAUGUAUCGACGGAGGAGGAAAGCCAUAGCUGAGAUCUGGCCCAAGUACUGCUGCUUCCUGGCCUGCAUGUUGACGUUUCAGUACUUGGUCUGCAUCGGGUUCCCACCGGCAGCCUGUAAAGACUAUCCUUGGAGUACUACAGACACCAAUGUGGUCAAGUGGCUCUACAUUCCAGAUUACCGUGCCAGUCCCAACCCUCUGUUCCUCAUAUACGACUUCAUGCUGCUGCUCUGCGCCUCCCUUCAGAGGCAGGUGUUUGAGGAUGAGAACAAGGCGGCAGUUCGCCUCAUGGCCGGAGACAACGUGGAGAUCUGCAGAGACCUGGACGCGGCCUCCUUCAGCGUCCAUAACCCCGUCCCCGACUUCAUCCACUGCAGGUCGUACCUCGACAUGCUGAAGGUCAUCAUGUUCAGCUACCUGUUCUGGUUCGUCCUCACCAUCAUCUUCAUCACAGGGACUACACGCAUCAGCGUCUUCUGCAUGGGAUACCUGGUGGCCUGCUUCUACUUCCUGCUCUUUGGCGGCGACCUGUUGCUGAAGCCGAUCAAAAAGAUCCUGCACUACUGGGACUUUCUAAUCGCCUACAACAUCUUUGUGAUCACCAUGAAGAACAUUUUAUCGAUCUUAGCUUGUGGCUACAUCACCUCUCUAGUCCAGAAUCAGUGCUGGUUAAUCCAGUUGUGCAGUCUGGCGUGCACGAUUAAAGACUACAAGAUUGACAUCAAACAGCCCAAUGCUGAACGGUACUGUGAGCUGCCCAGUAACGAGGCUGGGAUCAUCUGGGACAGUAUCUGCUUCGCCUUCCUGCUGCUGCAGAGACGGGUCUUCAUGAGCUACUACUUCCUCCAUGUGGUGGCUGAUAUCAGGGCCUCUCAGAUCCUUGCAUCAAGAGGAGCAGAGCUGUUCCAGGCCACUAUAGUGAAGGCGGUGAGGGCCAGACUGGAGGAGGAGAGCAAAUCUGUGGAGCAGCUGAAGAGACAGAUGGAGCGCAUUAAGGUGAGGCAGCAAAAGUUUAAGAGGGGCAAGGAGCGGAUGGCGAGCAUGGCACAGGAGUCCGUGGAUGGACAGACCCUCGAAGUGGGCGAGGACGACGACGAUGACGGAGCACAGCGAACCAAAGCCAAGACCAAAAAAAAGCAGUGGUGGAGGCCGUGGGUUGAUCAUGCUUCCAUGGUUAGAAGUGGAGAUUAUUACUUGUUUGAAACUGACAGUGAAGAAGAAGAGGAGGAGGAGGAAAAGAAAAAAGAAGACGAGCCACCGAAGAAAUCAGCGUUUCAGCGAGCAAUUGGGAAGUUUAUCUCUGCUGUUCUGGCUUUGCCCAAGUCUGUCAUUAAGCUGCCUAAAACUGUCCUGCAGUAUGUAGUCAAGGCAGGCAAGUUUCUCUAUCACGCCUGGAUCACAGAUCCCAAAGCUGCUCUGAAAGCACGAGGAAAAGAUAAACGCAAGUUUUGGAAAAAAUACACCAAAGGGGUCAGACACAGGAAAAGCAAGAAAGACACGAGUCAUGUGGCCGUAGAUGUGGGUGAGCUGUCUGACGACCAGGAGAAAGGAGAGGAGACCAAGAAGCCUGCUGGUCCUGAUAACAUCAUCAAGCGAGUGUUCAACAUUAUUAAGUUCACAUGGGUGCUCUUCCAGACGACUGUGGACAGCUUUACUAAGUGGAUGAACGACAUGUCCAGGGAGUACAUGGACAUCUCCACCGUGCUGCGUAUAGAGCGCUGCAUGCUGACGCGAGAGGUCAAGAAGGGUAACGUGCCGUCCAGAGAGAGCAUUCACUGCUACUACCAGAAGGCCAUGAGGCUCAACAUGUCCAGGCAAACCAGCGUGGACCAGCUCAGCGACGACGAGUCCGCCUCCGGCUCCCCGAGGGCCCGAAGGAGGCGACGGGUCUGCCAGCUGGAGAGCCAGGACUCCACGGCCUCCAGAGACAGCAUAUCCAGUGCCUACACUGAUGCCACCACCCUGUUUUCCCGGCAAUCCACGCUGGAAGAGCUUGAUGGGAUGCCAGAGUGCAUUCCCAAAACCAGUGAGCGUGCCAGGCCCAAGCUGCGUAAGAUGUACAGCAUGGACAUGUCCAAUUCAUCAGUGGACAGUGGCAGCAGCUUCAUUUCCAGUGAAGCCACCCAGUGCGUCACACUCUACUCCAGACAGGGAACCGCAGACACCAUAGAAGAAGUGGAGGAUGAGCAGGACCAAUUGGAGGAACAGCAGCAGGUUUCCUGGGUUUUCCAACAGGUGGAUGAGAGCGAUGGAGCUGAGGGUGGUGUUUGGACCGAUGAAGAACCCAGGCAAAAGGGUGAAGAAGAAGAGGACAGCAGCGAUGGGCUUCAGAGACUGGAAGGAGCACAGGAGCUGGAGAGUGAUGAGGUGGAGCAGAACGCUGAGGCAUCCAAGGAGGAGGAGCGAGAGCAAGAGGAGGCACCAUGGCCGUCUUUGGGCCCAGACGAGGGCCCCUCCUUCAGGGUGGAGGAGGCAGAGCAUAUGCACCCUGCUGAGAAGAAUGACACCGUCACCGAGAGUGAAGAUGGAGGAGCACAGCAGGACUCCGUGCAGAAGGGAGCGCGAUCCGUGCUGCUCUACACCCCCGACACGGACGCUUCCAAAACGUCUGACGCCGACGUCCCCCCCAGCUACAGCAAAGCCGUCAGCUUCGACCGGCUGGAGGUCAGCGACGACGAGAGCGGCGUGGAAGGAAGGAGCCGCAUGCUGAUGACCUCCGACAGCCGCUCGGACAGCAGGUCGGACAUCAUGCUGCCUUCUAUGACCACUGAGCUGACCGCCAGCGAGCUCCUGCUCAACAAGAUGUUUUAUGAUGAGGAGCUGGAGCAGUCUGACAAAUUCUACCAAAACCAGCCCCUGAUCCUCCAGCUGUGCUACGCCCUCUACAACAUGCUGGUGGCUCACUCAGAAAUGGUCUGCUACCUGGUGAUCAUCAUCAACCACAUGGUGUCAGCCAACUGCGCCACGCUGGUCCUCCCCAUCACCAUCUUCCUUUGGGCCAUGCUGUCAGUGCCCCGUCCUAGCAAGCGCUACUGGAUGACCGCAAUCGUCUAUACUGAGGUCACUAUUGUCAUCAAGUAUUUCUUCCAGUUUGGCUUCUUCCCCUUCAACCAGAACAAGAUAGAUAAGAACAGACCCUAUCACCCCCCCAACAUCAUCGGUGUGGAGAAGAAGGACGGAUAUGUCCACUAUGACCUGGUCCAGUUACUGGCUCUCUUCUUCCACAGAUCCAUACUGAAGUGUCAUGGCCUGUGGGACGAGGAUGAGCCCAAAGAAAGGAAAGAGCCUCCAAGUCAGAGUGAGUCCGAGGACGAGGCAAAAGACAAGGAUGUGAGCGAGAGGGAGUCUGCCUCUGAAUCUGCCUCGUCGGUGAUCAGUGAGAGGCGAGGCUCCAAUCAGACCCUGAGGUCCAUAAACUUUGGGACCUCUAUCGAUUCAGGACAGGUCCAGGUGCAGUACCCACAACCACAGACCUAUCAGCGUCGCAAGAGCUCCAGCGGAGGUUCACACAUUUCUCACCGCUCCGUCCACAACUCUGCAAGGUCCAAGCGAGGAAGUACCGCCUCCCACAACAGCAGCCGCAAGGAUGGCAGCGCGGCGAGCAUCCACCAGAAGACCCGCAAACAGAUGGUGAUGGAGAAGCUGAGGGAGCAGCUCUACAAAGGGAAAGCUUUCCUCAUAAAGCGAUUCAUGGAGAUUUACCUCCCCAUGCGCCAGUUCUUCUAUAACCUGAUCCACCCUGAGUACAGCGCAGUAACGGACGUCUAUGUGUUGAUGUUUCUCGCCGACACCGUGGACUUCAUCAUCAUUGUGUUUGGAUUCUGGGCGUUUGGUAAACACUCAGCAGCUGACAUCACGUCGUCGCUGUCUGAGGAUCAGGUGCCGGGCCCGUUCCUGGUUAUGGUCCUGAUCCAGUUUGGGACUAUGGUGGUGGACAGGGCCCUCUACCUGAGAAAGUCAGUGAUGGGCAAAGUCAUCUUCCAGGUCAUGCUGGUCUUUGGCAUCCACUUCUGGAUGUUCUUCAUCCUGCCUGGAGUCACGGAGAAGCGCUUCAAUGAGAACAUAGUGGCUCAGAUGUGGUACUUUGUCAAGUGCAUCUACUUCGGACUGUCAGCCUAUCAGAUCCGCUGCGGCUAUCCCACCCGUGUUCUGGGAAACUUCCUCACAAAGAGCUACAAUUAUGUCAACCUCUUCCUGUUUCAAGGUUUCCGUCUGGUGCCGUUCCUGACGGAGCUGCGUGCUGUGAUGGACUGGGUUUGGACCGACACCUCGCUGUCUCUUUCCAGCUGGAUCUGCGUGGAGGACAUCUACGCUCACAUCUUCAUUCUCAAAUGCUGGAGAGAGUCUGAGAAGAGGUACCCCCAGCCGCGAGGCCAGAAGAAGAAGAAGGUGGUGAAGUACGGGAUGGGGGGCAUGAUCGUGGUGCUGCUGAUCUGCAUCGUCUGGUUCCCCCUCCUCUUCAUGUCUCUGGUGAAGUCUGUUGCUGGAGUGGUCAACCCGCCGCUGGACGUCUCCUUCGAAAUCACCCUGGCUGGAUUUCAGCCGAUCUUCACUAUGAGCGCUCAGCAAAAACAACUGCAGAAUGUGACAGAUCAACAAUUUCAGAAGUUUCAACUUAAAUAUUCUAAAGAUGAUGAUGCGCUGCAGUGGCUCGAGGGCUACACAUACCAGGACUUGAUCAUUGCUGAACUGAAAGGCAGCUCCAACUCUCUGUGGACCAUCAGUCCACCCAGCAGAACCAACCUAAUGGAGAUGUUGGGCUCACAAGAUGAAUUUCCCAUAACCGUGUCCUGGUCUGUGCAAAGAAACCUCAGUUUUGGUGCUAAAGCUGAAACAGCGUCUGGAAAAAGAGUAACAUCUCUGGACAGAACAACAAGGAACAAGCUCGUAACCCUCCUAAAUGGGUCCAGAACCAACACACAAGUGACCCUGAUGGAAAUCUUCCCUCGUUAUAUUCGAGCUCCCAGUGACUCCGAUGCGAAGCCUGUUGAGCAGCUUUAUAAAGAAAAAAAGAUGCUGAAUAUAACCGUGACCUUGAUGCGGGCUGAGAAUGCCUCGGGUCAGGUCCAGGAGUGGUGGAUCGUCAACCAGACAGAGCCCGGACCCGUAGAAAAAAGAAAAAAUCAGAAGUACGACACCGGCCUGGAGCUCUACGUGUUCAGUGACCAAGUCAGCCCGCCCAGUCUGGGUUUUCUGGCCGGAUACGGGAUCAUGGGUCUGUACGCCUCCGUGGUUCUGGUCAUUGGCAAGUUCGUGCGCGAGUUCUUCAGCGGCAUUUCUCACACCAUCAUGUUCGAGGAGCUGCCCAACGUGGACCGCAUCCUCAAGCUGUGCACCGACAUCUUCCUGGUGCGAGAGACGGGGGAGCUGGACCUGGAGGAGGACAUGUACGCCAAGCUCAUCUUCCUCUACCGCUCCCCAGAGACGAUGAUCAAGUGGACCCGGGAGAAGACCCAGUGAGGGGUCUGGACGUUCUUCGGGACACUCGGCGGUUGCUCUGUUGGUGUGAGCAGCUGCUUUAGGCGUUUUUACCCAAGGAGCACAAACCACGCUGUCCUCGAAGCACUAGCUCCUUUUAUUCAUCUAUCUUUUUUAGUUUUUACUAAUUAGUGAUGAAAAACAAAGGCAGUCAUUACAUUUUAGCACAAUUUAUUGGUGCUGUGUCUGUCUUGUGAAACCUGGAGCUGGUUGAGCAGCUGGACAUGGACAGAUUUCCUAAGAUGAAUCCAGUCCCAUCUCUAAAGUGUUUCUCUUAGGAGUCCACGCAGGCGAGAGGUCAGCUUUAUUCUUUAAGGGCUUCCCAUCCACCUAAACGAGCACAACAACCACCACGAGCACAGUCUUGCAUCUACAAACACUUGGGUUUUGGGACUGUGCAAUAUUGAACUGUCUUUGCUCCAAGCGUUGGAUUGAUACGGACCUAAAGACAAGACACACGUGAACAUGAGGACACUUUGUUUGGUUGUUUUUUAAAUUAUCAGAGGCCACGGGAGAGUCUCUCCAGAAACACAGUCCAGAAAAUGUUACCAGAUAAUCUUUACUUGCCUUAUUUUGUUUGUAUGAGAAGAACAGAAACUCUCAUCCUUUACAUAUCUUUCUCAGGAAGAGCUGAUAUUCAUUUUGUGAGUUACAUGUUACAAUACGUAGGCUCUGACAGAUCUAGAAGAAUGUGAUAGAGACAAGAACUAUUUAAAUGGCAUGAAUUAUAAUGGGGACUUUGUUGAGGUGGACUGAUGAGUAUGUUUACUGUAACGGGACACAGUUUAAGGCUUUAUUGGGAGUGAAUGCAUCUCUGUGGACUUUUUCCUCACCGAGAAUGAGAGUUAUUGCCAAUCCACAUCCUGAGUCAUCUACGGGUUGGCUAGAAUCAGGACCAGCGGGGGUCUGUGUCUGAAUCAGGGUAACGUGCAUUAGCUGGGUGACUCUUGCACAUCACUUGUGAACCUCUCGCUGUUUUAAACAUUCACAUCCACGAACACUGUGGCACCACAGCUGUGCGUUCAGUCACCGAGGGAGAUAACGAAAAAAAAAAAAAAAAGAUUCCUCACACAAAGGGCUCCAAGGCCCUUUAGUCCAAACUAUGCAUUAGAGGACACUGUAGCAUGAAAGAGAAACUUCAUUAUUGCCAUGACUAAUUUUCAUUACAUGUACAUAACGUUUUAACAGGACAGGACAUGGAGUACUGAAAUGUGAACUUGUACCUGUAUGUUGAAGCAAAGUGGUGUGAGAGCCGUUCGGAGAGCUGCGAAUAAAACAUCUGGAAAAGGUG
Betta splendens (Siamese fighting fish) is the source of this 10795-nucleotide messenger RNA. Its product is annotated as piezo-type mechanosensitive ion channel component 2. The transcript has 54 exons. The record is from RefSeq and is a predicted model, not a curated record. The coding region runs from base 529 to 9486 and encodes 2985 amino acids. NCBI's taxonomy places the organism in Eukaryota, Metazoa, Chordata, Actinopteri, Anabantiformes, Osphronemidae.